Magnolia sinica is the source of this 2402-nucleotide messenger RNA. Its product is annotated as serine/threonine-protein kinase PBL27-like. The transcript is spliced from 5 exons. Gene Ontology annotation, biological process: protein phosphorylation. Bases 296 to 1855 code for a protein of 519 amino acids. Gene Ontology annotation, molecular function: protein kinase activity; ATP binding. The record is from RefSeq and is a predicted model, not a curated record. Lineage: Eukaryota; Viridiplantae; Streptophyta; Magnoliopsida; Magnoliales; Magnoliaceae.
UCCUUAUUUAUUUAUUUAUUUUUUCCUUUCAUCUCUUCUCCUUUUUUUUUUCUUCUUCUGAUCUGACAAGAAAUUCCCCCCUCUCUGUAAAAGAAUUACUUGCGAGCGUGAAACAUCGAACAGUUGUAACCCGAUCGAACCCAAAUCCAAAGACUGCAGAAGCCUCAUAACACUGUAAUGUUUCUUGAAAAGAAUAUGAGGGGGUGUUAAAGGUCGAAAACCUUUUUUUUUUUUUUUUUAAAUUCCUGAUUUUUUGGAUUUUUUUUUAUGGUUUCUGGGUCUUGUUUGAUUUGAUAUGGGAGGCUGUUUUCCAUGCUUUGGAUCGUCUGGGAAGGGGAGAGAAGAGAAGAUUGGUGUGAAAGGAGGGAGGGGAGAGGAAGGAGGAGGUGGUGGAGGGAAGAAGGAAGGGUCUGCUACUGGGACAAGAAUCAGCUCAGACAAAUCAAAGUCUCGGAACGGUUCUGAUUCCAAGAAGGAAGUGUCAGUUCCCAAAGAUGGGGGAACCGCACAUAUUGCUGCACAGACAUUUACAUUUCGUGAGCUUGCUGCUGCUACAAAGAACUUCAGGCAGGAGAGCCUUCUGGGUGAAGGAGGGUUUGGGCGUGUGUAUAAGGGUCGGUUGGAGAGUACUGGACAGGUUGUUGCUGUGAAGCAACUUGACAGGAAUGGUCUUCAAGGAAAUAGAGAAUUCUUAGUGGAAGUUCUUAUGCUCAGCCUAUUACACCAUGCCAACCUUGUCAAUUUGAUUGGUUAUUGUGCUGAUGGGGACCAGCGCCUCCUUGUUUACGAGUUUAUGCCAUUGGGAUCUCUGGAGGAUCAUUUACAUGACAUUCCACCCGACAAGGAGCCUCUGGACUGGAAUACAAGAAUGAAGAUUGCAGCUGGUGCAGCUAAAGGUUUGGAAUACUUGCAUGACAAAGCAAACCCGCCUGUCAUUUAUAGGGACUUCAAAUCAUCCAACAUCCUACUCGAUGAAGGAUACCAUCCGAAGCUGUCCGAUUUCGGGCUUGCAAAGCUCGGACCUGUUGGAGACAAGACGCAUGUCUCCACACGGGUGAUGGGAACAUAUGGCUAUUGUGCUCCUGAGUAUGCUAUGACCGGACAGCUAACACUGAAAUCAGAUGUCUACAGUUUUGGUGUGGUGUUCCUUGAGUUGAUCACAGGACGCAAGGCGAUUGACAACACCCGGGCCGCUGGAGAGCACAAUCUGGUUGCAUGGGCACGUCCGCUGUUCAAGGAUCGCAGGAAGUUCCCGAAAAUGGCAGACCCACUGCUACAAGGCCGUUAUCCGAUGCGAGGCCUUUACCAAGCUCUUGCUGUUGCCGCAAUGUGUUUGCAAGAGCAAGCUGCAACUCGACCUCUUAUAGGGGAUGUCGUUACUGCACUCUCAUAUUUAGCUUCCCAAACAUAUGAUCCCAAUGCAGCCGCCGCUCAAAACAAUAGAAUUGGCUCAUCUACUCCAAGGCACAAAGAUGACCGCAAGAGCCUGGGUGGUGGGCCUGACGGCCAAGAUGAGUCGGUACGUGGUGGGCGGCAUGGUAUCCAAUCACCCCAUCAGAACUCUCCUGAUUUCCGGCACCGGGAUCCCAUCCGUGGUGUGAGCUUCGGCGCAGAGGUCGGACGGGGCGAAUCGGGAGGUGGGUCUGGUAGGAAGUGGGGCCUAGACGAGCUGGAGAGGCCGGAGUCUCAGAGGGACAGCCCUGUACAUGCAGGGAGAGCGAGGGAAGGCCCGAAGAACUUCAACCGGGAUCUUGACAGAGAACGGGCAGUUGCGGAGGCGAAAGUGUGGGGUGAAAAUUGGAGAGAGAGAAAGCGGGCAAAUGCAAUGGGAAGCUCUGAUGGUGCCAACGAGUAAGUUGCCAUGCUUUCAACAUGCAUAGGAUUAUUGUAUUGGUUCAAAGGCAUCAUUUCAAGAGAGAAAAAAGAAGAGAAAAAGUUCAAGGCCGCCACCCGAUCAUCUUGGUCUUCUGAUUUUCACCGGAAUAAGGUUUUACUGUUAUAUCUUAGCUUGUCCAUUACUGGCUGUCGUAUAUCUUCAUAUAGUUUCAGGUAUCGAGACAUCCGUCGUUCAGAUGGUUCGUCCGGGUAUAUAUAAAAUUAUAUAUAUUUUUUUAAUCUUUUUUUUUCCUUUUUUUUUUUUUUUUUCUUUUUUACUUUUUGCUUUUUUCCAACCAAAUUCCGCUAUUGAACCCGAUCUUGUAAUUCUCACCAUUUGGUUUGGGAGGAGGAACAUUUGAACACGAAAAAAAAAAAAAUGAUGGGUCGAAGAAUGUAAUUUGGUAUUUUGUUCGGAUUUGGGUUUACCAGACACAAACAUGGUUCAAUAUGCAACAUGGUGUUGCCCUUUUGUACGUAGGAAGAGAUUGUCUUCGUUUUGCAACCCAAUAGGUGGGUUUGGUUCA